Messenger RNA from Phialemonium atrogriseum, 1799 nucleotides. RefSeq names its product glycoside hydrolase family 6 protein. The coding region runs from base 257 to 1705 and encodes 482 amino acids. Gene Ontology annotation, cellular component: extracellular region. Lineage: Eukaryota; Fungi; Ascomycota; Sordariomycetes; Cephalothecales; Cephalothecaceae. Gene Ontology annotation, biological process: cellulose catabolic process. The record is from RefSeq and is a predicted model, not a curated record. The transcript is spliced from 5 exons. Gene Ontology annotation, molecular function: hydrolase activity, hydrolyzing O-glycosyl compounds; cellulose binding.
GCCGGCAGUCUUGGCUCCUUGCUUGCCCAGAUGGCUGCUCUGGGACCAGCGGGUGAACCGGAGGCUGUUCCUGGACACGACGGGCGUGACGUCGAAGGGGGUUAGCUGGGAAAGAGUUCCCGUCGAUCCGCCGCACUCGAGCUUCGUCGACUCGUCAAUUGGGAGCCCGUCCUUUGAUAAAAAGGCAGCCCUCCUGUCGUCUUUGGCAUGUUCCUGUUCGAUAGACAUUCUCAUCAGCUCUCGACAAACCUCAACCAUGGCUGCUAAACGAAUCUUGCUCGCCGCGUCUCUGACGGCAUCUAUCCUGGCUGCUCCUGUCAUCGAGGAGCGCCAGAACUGCGGAGCCCAAUGGGCUCAGUGCGGUGGCAUCGGCUGGGGCGGUGCCUCUUGCUGCCAAUCGGGAAGCACGUGCGUCUACUCGAAUGACUGGUACUCGCAGUGCCUGCCCAACAGUCAGGUGACUACCACUACUAGCAAGCCCACCACCACCACCACCACCACCAAGCCUCCAACCACGACGCCCACCACCAAGCCUCCGACCACGACGCCCACCACCAAGCCUCCAACCACCACCACCACCACCACCAAGCCCCCGACUGGUACCGCCUCGGGCACCGCCUCAUACACUGGAAACCCCUUCUCGGGGGUCCAGCUCUGGGCCAACUCGUACUACGCUUCUGAGGUGGCGAACAUUGCCAUUCCCAGCCUGAGUGGCGCCAUGGCUACCAAGGCCGCGGCAGUCGCCAAGGUUCCCAGCUUCGAGUGGCUUGAUACCGCUGCCAAGGUUCCCCGCAUGAUCGACACCCUCCAGUCGGUCCGUGCCGCCAACAAGGCCGGUGCCAGCCCGGCGUAUGCUGCCCAGUUCGUCGUCUAUGACUUGCCUGACCGUGACUGCGCGGCCGCCGCCUCCAACGGCGAGUACAGCAUCGCCAACGGCGGUGUCGCCAAGUACAAGGCCUACAUCGACUCGAUCCGGGCGCAGCUGAUUGCCUACUCGGACGUCCGAGUCCUCCUCGUCAUCGAGCCCGAUUCCCUCGCCAACCUGAUCACCAACAUGAACGUGGCCAAGUGCCAGGGCGCCCAUGACGCGUACCUUGAGUGCACCGACUACGCCGUCAAGCAGCUCAACCUCCCCAAUGUCGCCAUGUACCUCGACGCGGGCCACGCCGGCUGGCUCGGAUGGGAGGCCAACCUGCAGCCUGCCGUCAACAUGUUCGCCAACGUGUAUAAGAACGCCGGCAAGCCUGCCGCCCUUCGCGGACUUGCCACCAACGUUGCCAACUACAACGGCUGGAGCCUGUCCUCGCCGCCGUCGUACACCUCAGGCAACGCCAACUACGACGAGAUCCACUACGUCAAGGCCAUGGCCCCUCUCAUGGCGGCGGCCGGCUGGCCUGCGCACUUCAUCACCGACACCGGCCGCAACGGCAGGCAGCCGACUGGCCAGCUGGAGUGGGGCAACUGGUGCAACGUCAAGGGCACGGGCUUCGGCGUGCGCCCCACGACCAACACGGGGCUCGACGUGCAGGACGCCUUCGUUUGGAUCAAGCCCGGCGGCGAGUGCGACGGCACCAGCAACACCAGCGCCGCGCGGUACGACUACCACUGCGGCCUCGCCGACGCCCUGCAGCCCGCCCCCGAGGCUGGUGCCUGGUUCCAGGCCUACUUCGAGCAGCUGCUCACCAACGCCAACCCCGCCUUCUAAGGGUGUGCACCAUGCACGAAGACGAAGACGAAGACGAAUAGCUAGACCGGCGUGCUGUGUCGGCCAUGUUCUUUCUCUGUACAUAGUUCUAGAC